AUGAAGGAGAUCGGUGAGUGGUGUAGGGUUAAUCAUGAAGAGAGCGAUGGGUUUAGAAUUGAAAGAGAGAAGGGCACUGAACGUAAUGGAUUGUUGAAUGAGGGUGGGGAUGGUGUACUGUGUGAUAAGAUGGGUGCUGAUGAUGCAGGAAGCGGUGGAGGUGAUGGUGUAGUUCAUGAUAUUAUGAGUGAUAAAAGCAUUGUUCCUGGUACUGCACCUAUCAGCAGUACCACUACUGCUAAAGACACAGGCAGUGCUCUGUUUGAUAAUAUGAUAAUUUCACAACUGUUUGAUAAUGACGACCUUUCAUCCCUGGAACAUAUCGAGUAUAGCAUACUUAAGAAGUAA
Messenger RNA from Vavraia culicis subsp. floridensis, 348 nucleotides. RefSeq lists its product as uncharacterized. The record is from RefSeq and is a predicted model, not a curated record. Lineage: Eukaryota; Fungi; Microsporidia; Pleistophoridae. Bases 1 to 348 code for a protein of 115 amino acids. The transcript has a single exon.